CCUGAACCUUAAACUGUACAGUUCUGCUCUUUUCCCACGCACUUUCCUCCUACAGCACCUUUUCGCUCUCGGUAUCAUCUUUCACAAGUCGAAAUGGAAAACGACCAGGGUGCUCUCGUUGAUCUCUACGUUCCCCGCAAAUGCGCGGCUACCAACCGUCUCAUCACCUCCAAGGAUCAUGCAUCCGUUCAAAUCAACAUUGCCGAUGUUGAUGCCAAUGGUCGCGCCUUGAGCACAUCUACGACGUUCGCCUUGUGCGGACAGGUGCGGUCGCAGGGAGAGAGCGACGACUCUUUGAAUAGGCUGGCGACUCAAGCAGGCCUGCUCAAAAACGUCUGGACUUACCAAAAGUGAUUCAUCGUCGUUCUGUAUACUUGAGAUUCCUUGUCUGUUAUCUACCACGUCGAAUCACAUACAUAACAGCAUUUUCCUUGUGUGAUUAUAAGCCUUAAUUUUUGGGUUUUAUUUUUGCAAUUAUCAGCCACGUGGCCGGUGGCGAUGACGUACCCCA
Molecule: messenger RNA, 511 nt
Organism: Desarmillaria tabescens
Lineage: Eukaryota; Fungi; Basidiomycota; Agaricomycetes; Agaricales; Physalacriaceae
Product: ribosomal protein S21e
Exons: 4
Coding region: 94-354 (86 amino acids)
Biological process (GO): endonucleolytic cleavage in ITS1 to separate SSU-rRNA from 5.8S rRNA and LSU-rRNA from tricistronic rRNA transcript (SSU-rRNA, 5.8S rRNA, LSU-rRNA); translation; endonucleolytic cleavage to generate mature 3'-end of SSU-rRNA from (SSU-rRNA, 5.8S rRNA, LSU-rRNA)
Cellular component (GO): ribosome; cytosolic small ribosomal subunit
Molecular function (GO): structural constituent of ribosome
Source: RefSeq, a predicted model, not a curated record